AUGGGAGACUUCACGAUCGUUGCCGGCGAUUCGACUGGCAAGGUUUCCUUCUUCAACGGUAUCCACGGCAACCUGCUGCAGGUCUUUCAAGCGAACAAGGCUGAUGUGCUAACGCUGUGCUUGAAUGAGGAGGAAAACAAGCUGUUCUGUGGAGGAGUAGAGCCCGGGAUCUCUCAAUUUGAGAAAGUCAUCGCCGGACCGGGCAAUGAUAGCUUCCAUAGAGAUUAUCAGAAGUGGGUGCCAUCACUACCGCGUCUGCUGCACACACACGACGUGAAGUCGCUGUGCAUGGCCGGAGAGUUUCUCGUCUCCGGAGGGGUCGAUACGAACUUAGGCCUCAGCAAGUACCCACCGAAAACCUACAUAACGCUGCCACACAUUCCAAAGAAUUCGGUUCAUCUAGCAGAGAAGGCAGCAUGUCUGAUGCUGCAGUAUGCCGAUUAUCUGGAGGUGUGGAAACUUGGCGAUACAGCCGUAGAACUGGAGAUGGGAGUUGAAGGUGGAGACGGAGAGAUGUUGCCGCUAACGAAAGGAGCGAAGAAGCUGCUGCAGCUAAAGACGCGGAACGAUGAGCGAGUCAUCUGCUCCGCCAUCUCACGCGACGCGCGCUGGCUCGCCUACUCACACACCUCCGCCAUACACCUCUACCAGCUCUCGCUUGACGAAGAGAAGCCUCUAUCGGUGCACAGAGUGAAGUAUCUGCCCCCUGGUGUUCAGCCAGCACACCACCUAUGUUUUGCUGGUUCGGACAGGUUGCUAGUGGCAACGGAAACUGGCGACGUUCAAGUAUUGGAGGUUGAUAGCGUAAAGCCGAAGCUACUGCACAACUUUGAUGGCUGCCAGGAGGCUGUUAGUCACAUACGAGCAUCCAACUGUGGUCGGUACGCUGCAGUGAGCAACUUCUCUCGAACGGUGAUCGUAUAUGACAUCAUCGAAUUCAAGAAGGUGUGUGCUAUGCCACAGUUUCCACAGCAGGUUGCCGCUCUCUGUUUUCACCCGCGAGAUCUGGAGCUACUCGUGGUUUAUGCUGACAAUAGCGUCGUAGAGUACAGUAUAGCAGAAAAGGGCUACACGUCAUGGUCACGGAGGUACGCCAAGAUGCGCCACCAGAUGGAGCCGGCGGAACACGUGGGAACCACGUUGAAUGUGAUGUAUCAUCCGAGCGAUGAGAAGCACAGCCAGCUUAUCCUGCACGGAGACAAGAGGGUGCGGUGCAUCGACAAGACGGAGGUGCAAUCGCGGAAGCGUGGCGGCGCGUUACACGUCUGCGACCGCAUACACUACCUCGUACACGUGGCGCCAUCUGCACCGGACUGGCUCGUCAUCGUCGAGCGCACGCCUCAGUCGAUCGCGGUGACGCUGCCGCCGACGCUGGCCGUGAAGAAGUUUGGAACUUAGCCGGUAGAGGGAGCCGGUGUAGCGUGCGAGUGCGAGAUUCAGGUGUGCAUGUGGAAUGGGGUGUCACUCGUCCCGGGUUCCAUGUAAGCGGUCGUCAUCCGCUUACCAUCACAGCAUGGAGUGUUCAGGCAAGUUUACGUGGACAACUAGGUGGCACUGCCUGGUGAGGUAUCGACCAGCGGGGCCGCUGUGGCACGGGUACGUUGCCGUGGGUGACAGGGUGCAUCGACGGAGUCCCCACUAACUAACUACGGAUGUCGCGCAAGAAGCGAUUGCAUCGUCAUCAUCGUCCUUGGUUACGCGUCUGCCGUGACAAAACAGCGAUUAACGGGAGUUGACGCCAUCAUAUCUUUGCGUUGAUUGCGUCUCCGCGGCGACUACGGCGUCGCUAUUAGCAACGAUCGUAGCAGAUGAAAUUAUCUUCGUCGAAGCGGUUUUCGAAGACUUAUUUCUCAUGUGCCAACGCUGCGCAGCAGACAGACAGCAUAGUGGAGAGGUUUUGGGCAGAGGGUGGUGCAUGCCCCAGAGAGGAGAGGCAUCUGAGACUGGGGUGGGGGCAGUGGGCAUCGCCUAUACAGUGUAUGGUCAGAUCUGUGUUAGCGAUCACCUGUAUAAAAUAGAUGUCUGUCUAGGAAGUGAAACACUUUCAGUGUUUCUCCUGAGCAGCAGUUAAUAUGCUGAAAACACAGACACUGAUGGAACGUGAAACAGACACCUUUCUAUAAGGAGCACUCUUCGCUUAAGUGAUCAUUACAUACAGGUUCUACCAUGCGUGCGUGGGUGUGCGUGUUUGUGCGUGCGUGUGUUAGAUUAAUAUCACGAAAUCGGACUGUGUUCGUGCGUGUAAUUCAUGCAGCAGUAGUUUGAGAGUGAUGCCUCCCAUCAUGCGCUCCUCUAAGAAGCAUCUCUAUCUCCCGGGGUUCUGCCAUAGGGAAAUUAACGCGAACAUAUAUGAUAUAUGUAAUGUGUGCGCGUGCAUACAUGCGUGUGGGCGUGCAUACAUGCGAUGCGUGUGUGCGUGCGUACUGCGUGUGUACUGUGUGUACGUGUGUGCGUGUAUAUAUGGGCAUAUGUGUGAUCGUUGCAGCGGCUGCUGUUGUUCUGACAUUAUCUAUUCAUCCCGCAACGACUAUCACUAAUGAUGACGUUAUCGCGACAAUAAUGACAAUUUUAUUCUAUAAUAAACUUCUCGAUGGAAUAUUAAAAAGUAA
This is a messenger RNA of Priapulus caudatus, 2609 nucleotides long. Its product is annotated as cirhin-like. Gene Ontology annotation, cellular component: t-UTP complex; 90S preribosome; small-subunit processome. The transcript has 14 exons. Gene Ontology annotation, biological process: maturation of SSU-rRNA from tricistronic rRNA transcript (SSU-rRNA, 5.8S rRNA, LSU-rRNA). NCBI's taxonomy places the organism in Eukaryota, Metazoa, Priapulida, Priapulimorpha, Priapulimorphida, Priapulidae. The record is from RefSeq and is a predicted model, not a curated record. The coding region runs from base 1 to 1398 and encodes 465 amino acids. Gene Ontology annotation, molecular function: RNA binding; protein binding.